AUGCCCGGGAUGGGCAACUCUUUACGCGCGGCUGCCCUCCUGGCUUUCGUGGUUCUUUCUAUUCUGGUGUCACUCUUGAUAAGCAGCGUGCAGCAGUUUGGAGCGAGGAUAUCUCACUUUUCCAAUGCAACUGUUGCUGGUGAUGAGGAGGAGUUCGCAUCGCUCCGCGGGGCGUUGAUUUACCAACUCAACGAGAGGCGCAAAGAAAUUAUUCCACUGCUUUUACCUGAUCAUGAUGAUGAUGAAAACGGACUAUCCGGGUACAGUCGACAUUCUCUCCAACAUGAUCAAACGCUAGACUCGAUUUUGGAUUACAAUCUGUGGAAUGAGAUCACGCAUGGCUCCAGAAAAGCGCAUAUGGAUGAAAUGGAUUGUGACUCUCUGGUGGACAUGCAGGCGAUGGAGAUCCUCGGGUCAGGAUACACCAAACUGGUUGUCAAAGUGAAUCUAGCCGGAGGUCAGCCUGUGGCCUUAAAACUCGUCAAUGAGCAGGGGAUAGACAUGGGAAAGUGUGUGGAGGAUUUUAAAGACCCUCGAGGCUGCCGUGAGCUCGUUUCUUACAAAUUAAAGAAAGAAAUAGUUCUGUUGCAGAGGCUGAGGCAUCCAAACGUCAUCAAGCUCAAAGGUCACUGUGCAGGAGAUGUAGGAGGAAGAGGAGGAGAAGGGGGAAGAGUCGCAGUCAUUCUGGAGCAGGGGAAUCCUCUCCAGAUGAUCCAGCUGCUCCAAAGUCCCUGGGAGGACAGAUUCAGGGUGUGUCUGGACCUGGUUAGGCUCCUCCACUUCCUCUCCCAGUCUCCUCUGGGCUCCGUGACUCUGCUGGACUUCCAGCCCCGGCAGUUUGUCACCGUGUCCGGUGAGCUGAAGCUCACAGACCUGGACGACGCCACUGCCGAGGAGACCUCAUGCCAGAUGGACGCAGACUGCACCCUCCAGUUUCCACACAGAAAUUUCACUCUGCCCUGCUCGACCCAGGGAGUGUGUGAGGGCUUGAAUGAGAAGAGGAACAUUUACAAUGCCUAUAGGUAUUUUUUCACCUACCUGCUGCCUCACCAGGCCCCGCCCGGCUUCACCCACCUGGUAGACCACAUCAUGAACUCCACAGGGGAGUUGAAAGCUGACAUCAAUCAAACGCUGGAGGCCUUUGAACACAUCCUCCUCCUCUACAAGUCUGGCCUGCACCUGGACAACCUGCCUCCAUCAAUAAUCAGAGAUUACACUGUGAUGCGAGGUAUGGGGACCUCUGGGAACACAGAGUACCGCUGCUGGCCUUCCUACAGCCAGCAGGGCUGUGUGCUGUCAGUCCACAGCGGCAGAGAAGCAGCUUACAUCUGUAACUCCCAUUCUCAAUGCAACAGCUUCACUCUGACCGGACAAAAGACAUGGACGGGUCGCCUCCUGGCCUCUUUUAGGAGCAGCUUCAGUCAUCUGGUGCCCGAUGGGAUAUCAGAGGUGUAUGUGAAGAAAACCAAAGCUCCUGAAACUUCCACAGUAUGACACAAGGACCAAACAGAACAAUCCUGUUUCACUCGAUAUGGAGUUGUUACAAAGUGGGAUGAGAAAAAUCACACAAAAAUGUUGCGCUUACGAUGAGAACUGCGCCCUCCUCAUGAACAUGUUGAACGCUGCUCGGCUCUGUGGAUUUGCAGGAGGAGCGUAGAGGCCGGGCUGAGGAGGCGUUUGAAGUGAAGCAAGUGAAUGUGAUGUAUUUAUAGGGCUUCUGCUCAGUGACUGUUUGAUCUGCCUGCCAGCUCACUGCCUCUGCCAACUACUAUUUAAAGGGAUUUCCCUUCAGGUACAAUUAAGGAGGGAGAGCCUUGUGCCCCCGACAUGUUUUUUUUUUUCUACCUUGUCUUUAUUUGCCAUGUGUGUUGGCUUUUGUUGUGAGGCCGGGUCCCCAAAGUAGGAUUUUUAAGCCAAAGAGGUAAUAAGAACAGCCGCUGCAGCUCAGCAUUUGAAGCCUGAGGACGAGAAAAGAAAACAAGCUCUUAUACAAAUACACUUUGAUGGUAAUGCGCUGAGGUUGCGGCUGUUUUUUCAUGGUUCUCUGGCUUAGCUGUGCUGUGGUAUGAGAUGGCAACAACCAUGUAAGCAUUUCCACAUCAACAAAGAGCAAAGAUGAUUAAAACCAUUCCAGAGAAGUCUGUUUCUACAUACUUUUGUAAACUUAGUUUAUAUUGCUUAGCUCAUAAAUAUUUAUAUGAUCAAAUGAAAUGUAAUUGUUCUUACAUGAUUGUGCAUUAUAGCUUACGUGCACCUUGUGGGUGAAACUUUUAUUUUCAAUGAAAAAUUAUUCACUUCAGUGUUUUUUUUAUACUUCACUUAUUGUAAUUGUACAGUUUUACACUUUUGUAAUUAUAAAUGUAUUGUUUCUA
Sander lucioperca (pikeperch) is the source of this 2372-nucleotide messenger RNA. It is a transcript of the gene pkdccb, whose product is annotated as protein kinase domain containing, cytoplasmic b. The transcript is spliced from 7 exons. The coding region runs from base 1 to 1494 and encodes 497 amino acids. Gene Ontology annotation, biological process: protein phosphorylation. Gene Ontology annotation, molecular function: non-membrane spanning protein tyrosine kinase activity; ATP binding. NCBI's taxonomy places the organism in Eukaryota, Metazoa, Chordata, Actinopteri, Perciformes, Percidae. The record is from RefSeq and is a predicted model, not a curated record.